This is a messenger RNA of Zerene cesonia (dogface butterfly), 1128 nucleotides long. It is a transcript of the gene stas, whose product is annotated as transmembrane protein 41 homolog. The coding region runs from base 221 to 1033 and encodes 270 amino acids. The transcript has 5 exons. Lineage: Eukaryota; Metazoa; Arthropoda; Insecta; Lepidoptera; Pieridae. Gene Ontology annotation, cellular component: endoplasmic reticulum membrane. The record is from RefSeq and is a predicted model, not a curated record.
UCAAUGUCAUUAGUCAAUAGUUCAAAGGUUUUUACAUUGUUUUAAUUUUUUGUGGAUUGAAUUGUAAUUUUAUUGUUUCAAUGUGAGGUUCGCAAUAAACAUUAAUUAACAAAUAAUCGGAUCAUUGCGUUUUAUUCAAUACAACAUUUUGUAAUAUUUAGGUGCAUAAAAUAAUAAUAUAAUUAAAUAUUUACCAGUAUUUAGGUCUCGAACUCAAAACAUGAGCGCAAUUAAUCGGAAGAACAAUAGAGCACAAAAUGUCCAAGAUUCACACAAUACUGCAUCUAAAGUGCCAGUUUUAUCAACAUCUACAGCUUUAAUUCUCGUUCUUAUUAUAUUUUUGUCUUCCCUUUUGACAUUGAGCUUUAUUUAUAGGCAGUUUCCUGAUUUAGAUGACCAGGAAAAACAGCAUAUAAAGUUACCAUGGGAUCUGGAAGAGGCCAAACAACUUGGUCUUGUUUUAGAUAGAUACAAAGACAAGUACUUUUAUGAAGUAUUAUUGGGAGUAAUCUUAGUAUAUAUAUUUUUGCAAACAUUUGCAAUUCCAGGGUCAAUAUUUCUCAGUAUUCUAUCCGGAUUUCUAUUUCCGUUCUAUUUAGCAUUAAUUUUGGUUUGUUGCUGUUCUGCUAUAGGAGCGAGUUUAUGUUUCUUUUUAUCUAAUUUACUUGGGAAGAGAUUGGUGAAGAAAUUUUUUCCCGAAAGAGCCGCACAGUGGUCAAAAGCUGUUGAGAAGCAUAGAAACAACUUGCUCAGUUAUAUUAUAUUUUUGAGGGUGACACCAUUCUUACCUAAUUGGUUUAUAAAUAUGUCCGCACCAGUGAUUGGUGUACCUCUUGUGCCAUUUGCAUUAGGAACCUUUAUAGGUAUAGCCCCACCUUCAUUUGUGGCCAUACAAGCAGGGCAGACUUUACAUACAUUGACUUCAACAAGGGAUGCAUGGUCAUGGACUUCCAUAACAGUCCUUAGUUUGUUUGCCCUAGUGUCAUUAGUACCUGUAUUAUUAAAGCAAAAACUAAAAGAAAAGUUUGAAUAACUAUUUAUAAUUUUUAGUUAAUUUAUUUUAGACAAAUUAAUACAAAUGGGUUUGAUUAAAUGUUUUAACAUUCCAAGUGGAGUGUAUUGUUUGAG